AUUGAUUUACAAAUUAACUUACGUGAUAAUGUGGACCCUGUUGGUUGGAUUUUGUGCUAAUUUUUUGACAAACAUUGAAUUAAACAAGAAGUAAUAUCUUCCCGGGUUUAUUUGAACCUGUUACGUCACCUAUUAAAUGGCAGCUAAUGGCUGGUGUCAUUGAAUAAUUUUCAUCGCCCAUCACGAUCACUCGUAUCGGUGUUCUCGGUGUAUGGGCAAUAAUGUAAUAAGAGUUGGGAGCUCCAGUGCCGUGAUGACAAUUAACACGUAGUCUAAGUAAAUAAAACCCAGAAAGACAUAUGUGAAGCUAUGGAGUUUUUUUUAAACAUUAUUAUUUUAAUUGUUUGUUUGGGAUAAGGACUAUGGAUCUGUGAGUUUUCUGUGUGACGUUGACAGGUGGGACCUGUCAUUCUUUGAUUUAACAAUAAUAGUGGUAGUUUUAGGCAAAAGAGAAGUUUAUUACACGAGGGAUUGUCUUUAUAAUUAAUUACGAUGUUUGCUAGUUUAAAAAAUAAAAUAGGCAAGGAAAUAGGCAAUGAUGUUACUGCUGUUGUUCGACACGCUGGAUCUGUACGUGGUAUUAAUUCCAGACAUGUAUCACAGACGGGAUCAUCGAGCAGCGUGAGUGGAUCUCAGCUAUCUUUAGACGAAUCUCAGGAGAGCGCAGUGUCGCCGACAAUAAACAUAAAGCGAGAAAACAGUUUCGAAUUGAAGUUGAACGACGGGACGGAGUUGUCGAGCAAAGACAUCAAGAGACUGGAGAGCAGAGAGGAUGAAUGGAGGAAAAGAUUGGCGAAAAAGGAGCUCGAGUGCCAGAAGAAGCUGGACAAGAAAGAUGAGGAGUGGAAAAUUAAGAUGUUCGAGCGCGAGAAGGAGUGGAAGAAGAAUGUAGAGAAGCUGGAGAAAGACAAGCAGAAGCUUGAGGACGGAAGACUGAAGGCGGAAAGUGCCAAGCAGUUGUUGGAGACCGCUUUGCGGGACGCGGAAGAGUACAAAAAAAAGCUGCACAGCUUUCAAGAAGACGCGGAGCAGCUAGAGGGGUUCCAGACUCAAGAGAUGGCUAAAAUUAAACACUUGUUGCUGGCCAAGGAACAGGAGGUCGAAGAGAAGACACAUAAUUUGAAAGCCGCGCUCACGGAAAUUGAUAAUUUGAAGACCGAGUUAUCGAGGUUGAGACGCUAUGAACAGGAAUUAAAUGACAUUCAGGACAAAAUGGAGUCAUUGCGGCACACGACGCAGCGUGAAAAAUCUCAACUAACAGGCGAUCUGGAACACACGAAAGAGGAAGUGCGUCACUUACUGACAAAAGUAUCCGUUCUGGAACAAAGACUGGCCUUGGAGUCGAACGACCAGUCGACUGUCGACGACAGAAUCGCGGAUCUGAUGAGAGAACGCACUCUCUUAGAGCGCAAGUUGGAGGAGACGCACUUGCAUUUGUCGGACAUUAAGACCAGCUGGUCGAGCACGAUUUCCAACCUAGAAACCCAAGUCGGCCGGCUCAGCAGGCAAGCCGGGGAAGAGGGCCUGGAGCGACGCCGCGUUGAGGAAGAAAACGAUAAAUUGAAGCUCAGGGUGAAGCAACUCGAGGAAGACAUAGAGGAAUCAUCUUCCAAAGAAAUAGAGAGUCUCAAGGAAGAACUCGAAGAAGCGGCGAAAAAAUUGACAACCUCAGCAAGCGAAUUGACGGCUUUAAAAUCGUCAUACGAGGCGGAGAAAGAAAACAACUCGACGCUCCACAUGCAAUUAGCCCGGUUGAGAGAGAGUUUGGAGGCCGAGAGAACCAACAGCGCGACGCUGAGAGUCAAUUUGGAAAAAGAACAAAGCGAAAAAGACUCUGCGUUGCUCAGAAACGCACAAAUGUCCCAGAAUUUCGAGAUAGCCAAACAGGAACAACGGACACAGGAAAUCGAGAACAUCGAGUUGCAAACAAGGCUCGAGAGUUUGGAAGAGUCGCUGAAAGCCGCGAACUCGCUCAAGGAUGUCGCGAUUAAAGAUUCUGAAGAAAUGAAGAACAGAAUAAUUCAGCUGGAGGCUUUGGAGCUAGAUCGGAAGCUCAGUCAAGAUACUGAGCAGAGUUUGAAAAAUAAUUUGGCUAAUUUGGAAGAUCAAAUUAAUGAUAAGAACAAGACUAUAAAAGUUCUUCAACAAAGGUUAGCGGAUAUGAAGAAAACUUUACAACGCGAAUUACGAGUCCCUUCAUCGUCAUUUGAUAAUGAUGACUCCGCGGCCAUUCUCACUCCUAGCUCAUCCAAAACAGUCACUGCCAAACAUCCGAACUCUCAAGAGGAGGAUGUUAAUUUUAAAUAUCUAAAACAUGUCUUAAUUAAAUUUUUAACUAGCAGAGAAUACGAGGCGUUACAUCUAACGAGAGCUGUUGCGACUCUACUUCACUUUUCGCCCGAAGAAGAAAGACUUCUUCAAGAAACUCUUGAGUGGAAAAUGUCCUGGUUCGGUACCCGGCCUAAUUUGGGAUUUGGACAGACCGCGAAAGCCAUUCCGCCUAGCUGAUAAUAAAUUAAAUUUUUUUUUGUUAAUUAUAAAUUAUAAACAUUGAUUUGUCCUCGGCUUUUACCUUUAAAUUAUCACAUUCCAAUUUUUUAAUCGCUAUUUA
Cotesia glomerata is the source of this 2611-nucleotide messenger RNA. RefSeq names its product golgin subfamily A member 1-like. The record is from RefSeq and is a predicted model, not a curated record. The coding region runs from base 493 to 2508 and encodes 671 amino acids. Gene Ontology annotation, cellular component: Golgi apparatus. The transcript has 8 exons. Lineage: Eukaryota; Metazoa; Arthropoda; Insecta; Hymenoptera; Braconidae.